Molecule: messenger RNA, 2016 nt
Organism: Syzygium oleosum
Lineage: Eukaryota; Viridiplantae; Streptophyta; Magnoliopsida; Myrtales; Myrtaceae
Product: pectinesterase 3-like
Exons: 2
Coding region: 100-1866 (588 amino acids)
Biological process (GO): cell wall modification
Molecular function (GO): pectinesterase activity; pectinesterase inhibitor activity
Source: RefSeq, a predicted model, not a curated record
AAACAAACCCAGCAUCAUCUCUCUCUCUCUCUUCUUUCUCUCUCUAGAAACACUCCGCACUUCACACUCUCUCACUGCGAAGGUUGGUGAAGAGGAGGUAUGGAUUCCAUGAAGUCCUUCAAGGGCUACGGCAAGGUGGACGAGGCGGAGGAGCAGGCCUUCCGCAAGCGCACCCGCCGCCGCCUCCUCAUCCUCGCCGCCUCCGCCGCCCUCCUCCUCGCCGUCGUCGCCGCCGCCGUAGCCGGCGCCCUCGUCCACCGCCGCAGCGGCUCCGGCCACGACGACGGAGGCUCGGCAGCUCCCGCCCCCGAGCUGACCCCGGCCGCCACCCUCAAGGCCGUGUGCAGCGUCACCCAGUACCCCGACUCCUGCUUCUCCAGCAUCUCCGCCGCCGAGACCGCCAACGUCACCGACCCGGAGCAGCUCUUCAAGCUCUCCCUCGCCGUCGCGAUGGGGGAGCUCCAGAAGCUCCCGGGCUACGCGGACCGGCUGGCGAGCAAGGUUGAUGCCGGGGACGCCCGGGACAGGGCGGCGCUCGCCGUGUGCGCCGGCGUGUUCGGGGACGCGGUCGACCGGCUCAACGACUCGAUCGCUUCGCUGGAGGUCGGCGCCGGAGACUCGAUCCUGUCCUCGGCGAAGAUCAACGACAUGAAGACGUGGCUGAGCGCGGCGAUCACGGACCAGGAGACUUGCCUGGACUCGCUGCAGGAGAUCAACUCGACGCUAAUCGACGACGUCAGGGCUGCCAUGGAGAACUCGACCGAGUUCGUGAGCAACAGCCUGGCCAUCGUGACCAGGAUUAUCAGCCUGUUGGCCGAUUUCAAGAUCCCCAUCCACCGGAAGCUGCUCGGAUCGUCGUCGCCGCCGUCGGAGUUCCCGAGCUGGCUCGGGGCGGCGGAGAGGAGGCUGCUGCAGGACGAGGCGUCGGCGGCGGCGCCGCACCUGACGGUGGCGCAGGACGGGAGCGGGGACUACAAGACGAUCCAGGAGGCGGUGGACGCCGUCCCGAAGAAGAACGUGUCGAGGUUCGUGAUCUACGUGAAGGCGGGGACCUACAACGAGACCGUGGUGCUGGAAAAGAGCAAGUGGAACGUGAUGAUGUACGGCGACGGGAAGACGAAGACCAUCGUCACCGGCAGCAAGAACUUCGUCGACGGGACUCCGACUUUCAGCACGGCGACCUUCGCUGUCGCGGGUAAAGGCUUCAUAGCGAGGGACAUGGGGUUCGUGAACACCGCCGGCGCGGCGAAGCACCAAGCGGUGGCGUUCAGGUCCGGGUCCGACCUAUCGGUGAUAUACCGCUGCGCCUUCGAUGCGUACCAGGACACACUCUACGCGCACUCGAACCGCCAGUUCUACCGCGACUGCGACGUCACGGGCACGAUCGACUUCAUAUUCGGGAACUCCGCUGUCGUCUUCCAGAACUGCAAUAUCCAGCCCAGGCAGCCGCUGGACAACCAGUUCAACACCAUCACGGCUCAGGGCAAGAAGGACCCUAAUCAAAACACCGGCAUCUCGAUCCAGAAAUGCAGUAUCACUGCCAACGGCAACGUGACUGCUCCGACGUAUCUCGGCAGGCCCUGGAAAGACUACUCGACCACCGUGAUUAUGCAGUCGACCAUCGACUCCUUCUUGAACCCCAAGGGCUGGAUCGAGUGGGUCAGCAACGUGGAUCCCCCGAGGACGAUCUUCUAUGCGGAGUACCAAAACCGCGGCGCGGGGGCAAGCACGGCGCAGCGGGUCACGUGGGCCGGGUAUAAGUCGGCUCUCACAGCGACCGAGGCCGGGAAGUUCACGGUGGGGUCGUUCAUCCAAGGGAGCGAGUGGUUGCCUCAAACUAGCGUGACGUUUGACGCCGCUUUGUAAUCCGGUAAUGGUAAAUGAUGUAGGGCCGCAAAGUGCCGAUAGUGAAUAUUUUCCCCCUUCUUUUUUUAUUUAUCGAAAUUGAAAUUUGUUUGUAGCGUUUCGAUUUUCUGAUGUGCUAUACACUGAUCAAUACAAAAAAUGGUUCCACUU